Messenger RNA from Malassezia sympodialis ATCC 42132, 1584 nucleotides. RefSeq lists its product as uncharacterized. The transcript has a single exon. Gene Ontology annotation, biological process: medium-chain fatty acid catabolic process; medium-chain fatty acid biosynthetic process. The record is from RefSeq and is a predicted model, not a curated record. NCBI's taxonomy places the organism in Eukaryota, Fungi, Basidiomycota, Malasseziomycetes, Malasseziales, Malasseziaceae. Gene Ontology annotation, molecular function: monoacylglycerol lipase activity; acetylesterase activity. Bases 1 to 1584 code for a protein of 527 amino acids.
AUGUUCGGCAUGAUGGGUAUGGCGCGCAAUGCGCUCCUUCCAAGAAAAUUCCGCUUCAUUAUUGAGUAUGCUGAUAGCGAGCCCAAUGCGAUUGUGGAAAUGAUCAGCCGGUCCUGCCCUAGUUUGUGUGGGGCACAGGCUGCCACCGCGACACGGUGGCUUCCUUCAGGUCAUGCGCAGACCAUUUGGAGCAGUGUCGCAGAUUUUUCUGAGGUGGAUAAGGUUGAAUAUAAGCGUAAAGUAAUUAUGGUACCAGAUGGUGGUAUCCUCUCUAUUGAUAUGGCGCCUGUGUCGCUAGCUGACCCUGCUCCCGACGACACACGCCCGACGGUGGUGAUUUUGCAUGGGUUGACUGGUGGUUCCCACGAGAGCUACGUGCGCAAUUGUGUUUCAAAACUUUCCAAACCAAAAGAAGAGGGCGGUCAUGGUAUGCGAUGCGUCGUUGUCAAUUUCCGCGGCUGUGCGAAUACGCCCUUGACGUCAGCGCAGCUGUAUUCGGCCUGCAAGACCACCGACUUCUCGUCCGCUUUGCUCUUAUUAACACGCAUGUUCCCUCAGUCCCCUAUGGUUGCCAUGGGUUUCUCGCUAGGAGGUGCCAUUUUGGCUAAAUACAUGGGCGAAGCAGGAUCUCAUACGCCUCUGAUUGGCGCUAUUACAGUAGGGGCACCACUUGAACUGGACACGACGGCAAAGGCCCUUGAAUCAACUUAUAUUUCGAUGAUGUAUGCAUAUGCACUGGGUUCCAGCCUUAAUGCGCUGGGGAGAAAGCAUUUGGAUACUUUGGCCUUGUCGCCCGAUCUUUGGGACGCACUCGAAAUGGCGUUCCGUACUAAAAUACAUCCGGACAAGAAACGACCUGUGUCUAAGUACAAGGGGCGCGACCCCAAACCCGGCACGCUACGUUUCAUUGAUCACAUCAUCACAAGUCGGGUUGGCGGUCUGCCGACGCCGUAUGGCAGCUUUCCCUAUCCAUCAGCGGACGCGUACUACGCACACAGCAGUCCCUUGCAUCUACUGCAUAAGGUCGCUCGGCCCAUGCUGGCUCUGAAUGCGGAUGAUGAUCCCGUGGUACCACACUCUACACUCCAACAUAUGAUCAAGAACAUUCAAAGCAGUCCGAAUGUGGUGCUUGCUCACAGUCGUUGCGGUGGUCAUCUAGGUUGGUUUGCGGGACCGUCAGGCGAGCGUUGGAUCUAUCAACCUAUUGGGGAGUUUGUGGAUGCGCUUUGUGACACAUUUGCCCAACAUGCCAGCAAGAACAACCAGGGCCUGGGGUCGGGAGGGCCGCGUAUGAGCCCGUGGAAGACAGGCUGCAUUGACAAGCGUAUGGUGCAAGUAGAGCUGCUCCCUGUAUCUGCAUUGCCUUCGAUAUUAGGCCAGCAAAGUACCACCACAGCCACGACUCCAGACAACGAACCUAUCAUGCCAUGGCUCAAGACGCAUGUGCUGAAGCAUAUGCCCCUUGUUCACCCUAAGGACUCUCCUCGAGCCACAGAGCAGGUGCCUGAAGGAGAAAUUCUUUCGCUACCGUUGGUACGUUUUGAUACACUCAUGUCUCCAGUACAGCGAAUCUUUGCAUCCUGA